Closterium sp. Naga37s-1 is the source of this 1035-nucleotide messenger RNA. NCBI's taxonomy places the organism in Eukaryota, Viridiplantae, Streptophyta, Zygnematophyceae, Desmidiales, Closteriaceae. The record is from the annotation of a GenBank genome assembly.
AUGAGCCUUCAGCUCGUUCAGAGCUACGAUUCCGACGAGGACGAAGCGCGUUCAAGGAGCGCGGCUUUUGUGCAGGGAGGCGAUUCGUCGGAUUCUUCAGGCAGCGAUUCGGAAGACGCGGAGGAUGCGGAGGCAGAAGAAGCUUCGCGGAACGGAGAGGAUGAUAGCGGCGGGAAAGAAAACGCGGGAGGAGCGGCGACGGCCGGUAGGAAUGCCGGAGGAGCGCUGGCGGCCGAUAGAAUAGGCGGCGUGAGACGAACGGCUGCUGGAUUUUUGCCGGAGAAAGGACCCUCGGGAUUGCCGUCCGCUGCAGCGGCGUUCGAAGCGGUGCGUGGUACUUUUAUUCCGGUGCUGCGGCAUUGGUGUGGAGGAGAGGAGGAAAGGGUGGGGAGGGAAGGGAGGGAAGAGGGACGGGUAGGGGGGCCGCCAUCCUUCCUCGCCCCAACGGCCCUCUCCCACCACAUGCAUAUAGCCCGCGCUGGGAAGCUCGUUGCCAUGGGAUCGGCCAAUGAGGAGGCUCCACGUGGCACCGUGUCUGUCGCGGGGACGGCUGCAGCUGCUCCUGCAGCGGUGGUGUACCGAGAGAGGCGGGCUGGGGGAGUCGGUGGUGGGGUGCGGGAGAUUGUAGCAGCACCUGUGAGAAACCAGAACGCCCCUGCUGCUGAACCUGCUGCUGUGGAAGGGGGGGAUGAGGGAGCAGAAGGCUCCGACGCAGUGAAUGGGGAUGCGACACGUGGCAGAAAGGCAGUGGGCGUGUCAAUGCCUCCUAAAGCCGACGCUGUGGAUUUGCUCAGGAUCUGCCCGACGUGUCAGGUUCCCAAAACUCCUUCCUCAGGGCAGGGCGUGGUCUGCCCAAUUUGCCGCGAUAGGCCAGCAGGAGACGCUGACGUGGCAGCUGGCAGAGAGAAGGCGAAAAAGCGGGAAGGGGAUAGUAAAGUCAAGGACAAGGAGAAAUCGAAGCGAAUGAAGGGCCAAUCGUCGCAUGCCACGUGGAAGAGUGAGACAGAGAUGCAGUUGAGGCAGACAUAUGACUGA